Hordeum vulgare subsp. vulgare (domesticated barley) is the source of this 3946-nucleotide messenger RNA. Its product is annotated as probable cellulose synthase A catalytic subunit 2 [UDP-forming]. NCBI's taxonomy places the organism in Eukaryota, Viridiplantae, Streptophyta, Magnoliopsida, Poales, Poaceae. Gene Ontology annotation, biological process: cellulose biosynthetic process; plant-type primary cell wall biogenesis. Bases 16 to 3735 code for a protein of 1239 amino acids. Gene Ontology annotation, molecular function: cellulose synthase (UDP-forming) activity. The record is from RefSeq and is a predicted model, not a curated record. Gene Ontology annotation, cellular component: trans-Golgi network; plasma membrane. The transcript has 13 exons.
GGGAGCUCCCCAGAAAUGGCUAACCCCCGCCGCGCAAGCGACAACAGCGCCAGCAGCACUAGCACCAGAGCCAGAGCCAGCGCCAGCAACAGCACGCGGACGGGCUCACGCGGCGCCUGCGCCCGCGGCCCUCGCCAUCGCCGUCGCCCCUCGCUGGUCCCGCCGCGUCCUGCCACUGGCCCCACCCCCCGCCCACGCUGCCGUCCCCAUCCGCGCGUAGCUGGACUCCACCGCCGCUACUGCCGCCCCUGUGGCGCGCCCAGGGCGAUUUGGGGGGACCGGGCUGGGCCGAGGGUUUUCGCGGCCGCUCCCUUGCUGAUCGGGGUCUCCUCGGACGAGGAGCGCUUGGGGGGCGCGGCGACUCGCUGCGUUCGUGGCGGGUGGCGGGUGAGCUCGCGGCGCGGGCGCCAUGGCAGGCGCGGCGGUGAGUGGCAGUUUUUUUUGGGGGUUUCGGUGGUGCUUCUGUGUACGUGGAUGGAUUUAUGGUCCGGCGGUUGGUCUCAGUGCGCUGUUCCGUCCUUCUUAUUUUGUGCGCCCGCGCAGAAAUCGGGAACGGGGAGGCAUGGCGCUGGGCAGGUGUGCCAGAUCUGCGGCGACGGCGUGGGCGCGGCGGCGGACGGCGAGCUCUUCGCCGCCUGCGACGUCUGCGGCUUCCCCGUCUGCCGGCCCUGCUACGAGUACGAGCGCAAGGAGGGCACCCAGGCCUGCCCGCAGUGCAAGACCAAGUACAAGCGCCACAAGGGCAGCCCACCGGCACGUGGGGAUGAAAGCGAGGACGAUGCCAGCGACUUCAACUACCCAGCCUCUGGGAACCAGGAUCACAAGCACAGGGCUCCUGAGAAGAUGCUCACCUGGCGCAGGAACUCGGGAGCUAGUGAUGACAUUGGCCUCACCAAGUUCGGCAGCGGUGAGAUUGGGCUUCACAAGUAUGACAGUGGAGAAAUCCCUCAUGGAUACAUCCCGCGCUUCUCUCAUAGCCAGGCCUCGGGAGAAAUUCCUGGAGCUUCCCCCGAUCAUAUGAUGUCCCCUGCUGGAAAUGUUGGCAAGCGCGGACAUCCAUUUGCCUAUGUGAACCACUCUCCAAAUCCAUCAAGGGAGUUCUCUGGUAGCCUUGGCAAUGUUGCGUGGAAAGAGAGAGUUGAUGGCUGGAAAAUGAAAGACAAGGGUGCAAUUCCCAUGACUAAUGGAACAAGCAUUGCUCCUUCCGAAGGCCGUGGAAAUGGUGAUAUCGAUGCAUGUACUGACUAUGGCAUGGAAGACCCCUUACUGAAUGAUGAAACACGCCAGCCUCUCUCUAGAAAAGUGCCAAUUCCUUCAUCCAGAAUAAAUCCCUACAGAAUGGUCAUUGUGCUACGAUUGAUUGUCCUCUGUAUCUUCCUGCACUACCGUAUCACAAACCCUGUCCGUAAUGCAUAUCCACUUUGGCUGCUGUCGGUGAUAUGUGAGAUUUGGUUUGCUUUUUCCUGGAUUUUGGAUCAGUUCCCCAAGUGGUCUCCAGUGAAUCGUGAAACUUACCUUGACAGGCUGGCUUUAAGGUAUGACCGGGAUGGUGAGUUGUCUCAGUUGGCUCCUGUUGACAUUUUUGUCAGUACUGUGGAUCCUAUGAAGGAGCCUCCUCUCGUCACUGCAAAUACUGUGCUUUCUAUCCUUGCUGUGGACUACCCUGUUGACAAAGUAUCUUGCUAUGUAUCUGAUGAUGGAGCUGCGAUGCUUACCUUUGAUGCACUUGCUGAGACUUCAGAGUUUGCUAGAAAAUGGGUACCGUUUUGUAAAAAGUAUAACAUAGAACCCAGAGCACCAGAGUGGUACUUUGCUCAGAAAAUUGAUUUCUUGAAAGACAAAGUUCAGACUUCAUUCGUUAAAGACCGUCGAGCCAUGAAGAGAGAAUAUGAAGAGUUCAAAGUUCGCGUUAAUAGCCUUGUAGCCAAAGCCGAGAAAGUUCCUGAGGAAGGAUGGAUCAUGCAAGACGGCACACCUUGGCCUGGGAACAAUACUAGGGACCAUCCUGGAAUGCUUCAGGUUUUCCUUGGUCAUAGUGGAGGCCUCGAUACUGAUGGCAAUGAGCUUCCUCGUUUGGUUUAUGUGUCUCGUGAGAAACGUCCUGGAUUCCAGCACCACAAGAAAGCUGGUGCCAUGAAUGCACUUGUUCGUGUAUCAGCUGUCCUUACUAAUGGGCAGUACAUGUUGAAUCUUGAUUGUGAUCACUACAUCAACAAUAGCAGCGCUUUAAGAGAGGCUAUGUGCUUUCUUAUGGACCCUAAUCUAGGAAGGAAAAUCUGUUAUGUCCAAUUUCCUCAGAGGUUCGAUGGCAUUGAUACGAAUGAUAGAUAUGCAAACAGGAACACCGUGUUUUUUGAUAUUAACUUGAGGGGUCUCGAUGGCAUUCAAGGACCAGUUUAUGUGGGGACUGGUUGUGUGUUCAACAGAACAGCUUUAUAUGGUUAUGAACCCCCGAUGAAGAAAAAAGAGUCAGGUUUAUUCUCUAAGCUUUGUGGUGGUAGAACCUCAAAAUUGAAAGAAAGUAAGAAGUCAGACAAGCAUGUGGACGGUUCUGUGCCAGUUUUCAAUCUUGAAGAUAUAGAGGAGGGUAUCGAAGGUUCUGGAUUUGACGAUGAGAAAUCACUUCUUAUGUCCCAAAUGAGCCUGGAGAAGAGAUUUGGCCAAUCCAGUGUUUUCGUAGCCUCCACUCUGAUGGAAUAUGGUGGUGUGCCUCAGUCUGCAACUCCAGAGUCUCUUCUGAAAGAAGCAAUCCAUGUCAUCAGCUGUGGUUAUGAGGACCGAAGUGAUUGGGGAAGGGAGAUUGGUUGGAUCUACGGUUCUGUUACGGAAGAUAUUCUUACUGGGUUCAAGAUGCAUGCACGUGGCUGGCGGUCAAUCUACUGUAUGCCUAAGCGACCAGCUUUCAAGGGCUCUGCCCCUAUCAACCUUUCAGAUCGUCUGAAUCAAGUGCUUCGGUGGGCGCUUGGUUCAGUGGAAAUUCUUUUCAGUAGGCAUUGUCCCAUAUGGUAUGGCUAUGGCGGACGGCUUAAAUUCCUGGAGAGAUUUGCUUACAUCAACACCACUAUCUAUCCACUCACAUCAAUACCACUCCUCAUAUACUGCAUAUUACCAGCUGUUUGUCUUCUCACGGGAAAGUUCAUCAUCCCACAGAUUAGCAACAUUGCCAGUAUUUGGUUUAUCUCUCUCUUUAUUUCGAUCUUUGCCACUGGUAUCCUUGAGAUGAGGUGGAGCGGUGUUGGCAUCGACGAGUGGUGGAGGAAUGAACAGUUCUGGGUCAUCGGAGGUAUUUCUGCACAUCUGUUUGCUGUCUUCCAAGGUCUUCUGAAGGUACUUGCUGGCAUCGACACCAGCUUCACUGUCACUUCAAAAGCAUCCGACGAAGAUAAUGAUUUUGCCGAGCUCUACAUGUUCAAGUGGACGACUCUUCUGAUCCCACCAACAACUAUCUUGAUCAUCAACCUUGUCGGUGUUGUGGCUGGUACCUCCUAUGCGAUCAACAGCGGCUAUCAGUCAUGGGGACCGCUUUUCGGGAAGCUCUUCUUCGCCUUCUGGGUGAUUAUCCACUUGUACCCAUUCCUCAAGGGGCUAAUGGGACGGCAGAACCGCACGCCGACCAUCGUUGUCGUCUGGGCCAUCCUUCUUGCAUCCAUCUUCUCCUUGCUGUGGGUUCGCAUCGACCCGUUCACCACACGAGUCACUGGGCCAGAUAUCCAAAUGUGUGGCAUCAACUGCUAGGAGCGUGCAAAAUAAUUGGAACUCGAUUGCCACCCAUUCUGUUGUAUGAUAUCAGCCGGUGACUGUAGUUUACCAGAUGAUCUUCGGUUACCAAAACUGGGUACUUAGUGUUAAUAUGCAGUAUUAAAUUAGCUUUGCUAACUAUUCACUAUAUUAUUAGUGUAUAUUAUUAAAGCAGCAGAAAAAGAAGCAACCAUGGUUGAACAGUAAA